Molecule: messenger RNA, 456 nt
Organism: Thelazia callipaeda (thelaziosis nematode)
Lineage: Eukaryota; Metazoa; Nematoda; Chromadorea; Rhabditida; Thelaziidae
Source: the annotation of a GenBank genome assembly
AUGAUUGUGAGUAAUAUUUUCCAGCCAUAUUGUUGUGGGCGAUGUGAUACUCUAUUGAAAUGGAAACCUCCAUCUCAUAAUUCAGUUGACUUUCAAUUAAGAAUACGGCGUGUAUGUAAAGCAGGUGAACUGCCUGAAUAUAUUGGCUUUCUCCAUGUCCAACAUCAAUCUGAACCAAUGGCACAAAUGAAAGCUACGAAGAAGCUUUUACCUUACGAUAAUAAGAUAAUCGAAUGUACUUUCAAGAAUGGCAAAUGGGAAUUCAUGCGUGAGCGUACGGACAAAAGUUUACCUAAUUCAUGCAGGACCGCAAAAGCUGUUUAUAACAGUAUCAUUUAUCCAAUUGACAAGGAAUCAUUGGUAGCAUUUGUUGAAAGGAUAUGUAUACCGAAAAUGAAAAAAAGAUCUGCUCAGGAUUCAUUAUAUGGUUCAGACAAGAAACACCGAAUUUCGUAG